CAAAGUGCUUUGAUACCGCCAAAAUUAAUUUAUUCCCUUUCAAAAUGAUUGUCAUUGCCGCAUGAUUGAGCCUUCUUCGCCGAUCAUCGAAUCGAAUAAAACUCACUACUACCAGAUACGGCACUCCGACGGCGACGGUGAUGGUGAUGGACUCUCCUGAUUCAGUUUUUGUUUCUGCAGUAGGCGCAGCCGUAAUGUUGCGUGUCUCCCUUUUUUGGUUCCUUCUGGUAAUCGGAAUCUGGAGCUUUCAUUGCGGAUUGCAGCGUUCUGGGUACUCUAUGGCCGCAGUUCCAGGUGAUGAUACGUACACGUGCAACGCCGACUGAUUUCAUUGCAUUGCAUUGCAUUGCAAUGACCACCACACUUGGAAUUGCAUAAAACAGCCCACCAAAUCAUUUAUUACAAUCAAGACUCAAGUGCCCCACCCUAAGUUCUAUUCCCAUUCUACUCUGUCCCCUUUAUCUCCUUCAUUAUCUCCUUUCUCUUUCUUCCUUCCAUACCCUCAUUUUCACUGUUGAUAAUAUUAUUAUCCAAUGGGUUUACCCUUUUUUUGUUUUUUUGUUUUGGUUUGAUAAUGUAGUGUGUGUGUGUGAGAAACCAUAUGCGUACAUUUAUAGGGUUAAAAGUUGAUGCAGUUUUGGAAGGCAUGGAAAAGCAAAGGAUUAAGCUCGUCUGAUAUUGAUGAUCUCGAUUUUCAAGAAAAUAAAAAGAAAAGAAAACAAACAUGUUGGCAAUGGAGCAAAUUUUAUCUGAACUGAAUGGCGAGGAGUUAAACGAGCAGGGUUUGCCUCCAGGUUUCAGGUUUCACCCAACUGACGAGGAACUUAUCACAUUUUAUUUGGCUUCGAAGGUUUUCAAGGGCAGCUUCUGCGGUGUGGAGAUAGCUGAGGUAGAUCUUAAUCGAUGUGAACCAUGGGAACUUCCAGAUGUUGCAAAGAUGGGGGAAAGAGAAUGGUACUUCUACAGUUUACGGGACCGGAAGUACCCAACAGGGUUAAGGACAAAUAGGGCAACCGGAGCUGGUUACUGGAAAGCCACCGGAAAAGACAGAGAGGUUUACAGUGCAUCAAAUGGAUCUUUACUUGGGAUGAAGAAGACGCUCGUGUUUUACAAAGGCAGAGCUCCACGUGGAGAGAAAACCAAGUGGGUGAUGCAUGAGUACCGCUUAGACGGCGAUUUCUCUUACCGCCAUGCCUGCAAGGAAGAAUGGGUUAUUUGCAGAAUAUUUCACAAGAACGGCGAGAAAAAGAAUUCAAUGUUCCAAUGUCAGACUUAUCUUCUGGAGUCGGCGUUAUCAUCGUCCACAACCUCCAACUCGUUGCCUCCGUUAUUGGAGACGAACCCAACAACAACAUUGGUAGAGUGUCAAUCUCAAGCCGCAAUGCAAUUGCAAUUGCAGGCUUUCCAAAACCCUUUUCAGAUUCGGCAGCCUCCUGAAAACGACCUGAAGAGGUUUAUGAGCUCAGUGAUGUCCCAAUCCAACCUCCUUUCCUCGAGCGAGCAGCUACACAAAUCCCCCACCUCAAUCAACCCCAUUAUUACGAAUGCUGCCAACAACAACAAUAACAUGUAUGCUCCGUCGCCAUCCACUCUCUUCAAGUCUCUCCUCUCACAUCAAGAUUCCACAGUACUACUAAAGCAGCAGCAGCAGCAGCAGCAACAGUUCAACAAAGCAGCGGACUCACCCAGCUUUACAACCCAUAAUUUCGAGGCCGCUGAAGCAGAGGCCAACUCAAACUUGAUGGAUAUCAAGAAGAUGAUGGUGCCAAAUGGUUCUCCUUGUUCUUACCAUCAACAUCCCUUGUUUUUUGAAACAGAAUGCAAUUCACCACCAACUCUGCCUGCCCACGUGUCUCUUCAUGACAUAUCAACUUCAAUCUCCUUCAACAGGCCCUCCUAUCAAACUAUGUUAGAUCCUCGCAUCAACAUCCUCCAUGCUCAUGGAGAAUCUUGGCCUUUAGAUGCUUAAACAUCUCUUUUCCUAUUUCUUUCUUUUUCUUUUUCUUUUUUCUAGUAAGCGUUUGUAGCGUAACGUCCAAUCUGUAUCUGUAAUCUUUUGUAUGUACCAAAUAUUUCUUUAAAAUCCAUGAUUUCCAUUUCUUUAGCUAAAAAGCUUAAA
Molecule: messenger RNA, 2119 nt
Organism: Cucumis melo (muskmelon)
Lineage: Eukaryota; Viridiplantae; Streptophyta; Magnoliopsida; Cucurbitales; Cucurbitaceae
Product: protein CUP-SHAPED COTYLEDON 3-like
Exons: 5
Coding region: 725-1969 (414 amino acids)
Biological process (GO): regulation of DNA-templated transcription
Molecular function (GO): DNA binding
Source: RefSeq, a predicted model, not a curated record